Suillus discolor is the source of this 1274-nucleotide messenger RNA. RefSeq lists its product as uncharacterized. NCBI's taxonomy places the organism in Eukaryota, Fungi, Basidiomycota, Agaricomycetes, Boletales, Suillaceae. Gene Ontology annotation, molecular function: protein binding. The coding region runs from base 115 to 1257 and encodes 380 amino acids. The record is from RefSeq and is a predicted model, not a curated record. The transcript is spliced from 6 exons. Gene Ontology annotation, cellular component: nuclear pore outer ring.
GUGACGGUUUGGCAGUAUAAAACUUCUGUUUCAUACUGCAUUUCAUUUCCAGCUGUACUAUAAACCUUUGGCAGAAAGCGGAUUUUCUUCCAUUCACCCGCACAUUCAGUGAGCAUGGAUAGCGGAGUAGUGAGAAUCAAUCAUGGAUCAGAUGUCUUUGUUGUUCGCGCAUGCUCUAAUGACGAUGGGGCGGACUUGUUGGCUAUAGCAGGCGAGCAUUCAGUGGAAGUUUUCCGUGUGAGCCCACCCAUUAGUGAAAGGGUGGCGUCUUUUCAUGUUGGGAGACGCGUAACAGCUCUAGCGUGGUCGCCUCGAUCCGUUUCACCUAGUUCAAGUGAUGACUGGGUUAUUGAAAUUACUGCUGCUGCCUCAGACUUCAGUCUUCACCUACUCACAAAGUCUUCAACGUCUUCCGAAAACAUGUUCGCGUUUGGUGGUGGUCUCAGCGGACACCACGGCAAAGUCAAUGAUAUGUGCUUUUGUGGAGGACGUGAUCAAGACAAUGCAAGAUAUGUCGCGACGGUGGCAGAUGACAAAAUGCUGAUGGUUUGGGAUCUACAUCCGGCACUGGAUAUUUCUUCUGGAAUCCCUUCUCCAGAGAGGUCACUGGGUACCGACGCGUCGCCGUCGCCCCAUCCCCGUCCUCAACCAACUUCAUAUGUGAUUUCGUUUCCCCACCCCCUUGUUACUGUAAAUUGCCACCAAUCCAGCAGCAAAGAAUUUCUCGUAUCAGACUCCCGAGGUUCCAUCUUCUUGACAGACUGGAGGUCUGAUCCAGAGCAAAGUGAGCAGGGGAGCUGGAGGCAUUCCAGUGUUAUUGAGCUCGUUGAACCACACGGGCUGUCCAAGUCAUUGAUGGGUAUUUCAUCACAGUGGACGGGAUUUGCAGCUUGGCGUCAAGAUAACAUUGAUAUCGUAGGGGCAACUUACGGCUCCCGCUUUUCCAUAUGGGACUUGUCCAAGUCCCAGGGUGGAAAACCUUUACAAACAGGUAUAAGUUUUCCUGAAGGUGGUCACCAAUUCCGAUGGUGCCCGACGAGUCCGGAUUAUUUCGCUGUUGCGUCCCAGUGCGCAACCAAAGGAGCGGUUAUUCAUAUUCACGAUAUGAAUUAUGUUCAUGCACAGCCUCAUGUUAUUAACAUUGCUCCGCGCCCCCAUCGCGUCCGGGAUUUCGAUUUCAUGGCUAGGAGGGGUAAUCCAGUGCUUGCGAUUGCAUACGGUGUAGAAGUCGUUGUUUUCCCCAUUGGUGUUGAGUGAGAUGUCAAUAGAGAACU